AGUCGCUCAGUCGACGUGCAGUCAUCGCCAUGAAGGUUUGGACAGCGCUGCUAGGCGCCGUGCUCAUACAAGGUUGCCUUCUGCUGAAGAUCCAGGACAACGGUUAUAAAGACUUGGUCGUGGCUAUCCAUAAAGAUGUACCGGAGAACCUUGCUCUGCUGACAAACAUACAGACAAUCAUAAGAGAAGCCUCGCCCUACCUGUAUAGAGCCACCCGGAAGAGAGCCUUUUUUCGGGAUGUAGUGAUCUUCAUACCGGACACGUGGAAAGAAAACAGCACAUGGGGAGUGUCACAGAAGACCUUCAAGCAGGCUGAUGUCCGCAUCGACAGCCCACAUCCACUUCACGGCGAUACUCCUUACACCUUUCAACCAGGGCAGUGCAGGGAGCCAGGACGUUAUGUUCAUUACACCCCCAACUACAUUCUCGAUCAUGAGGUUGACAGAAUGAGAAACUGGGGUGACCCAAGUCGUGUCUUUGUCCACGAGUUCGCUCAUCUGCGGUACGGCGUGUUCGAUGAGUACGGAUCUCCCCCCGAAUACCCACAUUGGUACCUCGAUGGUGAUGUCAUCAGACCCACUGGAUGCACAACUGAAAUAAAAGGGACAUUUAAUAAAGAUUGGGAACCAUGUGACCCAAGACAGCAUACAAACGGAUGCGUAUUCAUGGCAAACAACAACGGGAAUUCCAAUGCCUCCAUCAUGUACAUGCCUCACCUGGAUUCGAUACAUGACUUUUGUGAAACAAAUGCAGCGGAUCCCGGCUUACGACAUAACAACCUCGCCACAAACGAACAAAACAGAAGAUGCAAUGGGCAAGGCACGUGGAACAUUAUCAGAGAUCAUGAAGACUUCCUGGAAAAUAAUUUGCCCGUUGAACUUGAUGACGUCACACCAAGGUUUCACCUGGUCUAUGAUAAAAAGGAGACACGAGAAGGUGUUCAGACAUGCGGGAGGCGCGUAGUGCUCCUACUUGACUUAUCAGGAUCUAUGCGUCAGAAUUCCCGUUACUUCAAACUGGUCCAGUUUGCGGACAAGUUCGUCAAAGACGUCCUCCCGCUGGGUUCAGAAGUGGGCGUGGUAACAUUUGAGUCCACGCCCUCCAUCUUGAUAGAGAUGACCUAUUUGGCGACUGACGAGGUAAAGGCCAGUCUGACAGCAAGACUACCCAAUGACGAGGACGACUACAUGGGGGGUACUGGAAUCGGCCAAGGACUUCACAAAGCUGUUGAGCUGCUGUCCUCCGAUGGGGAUACACCCGAGGGGGGUCGAAUAGUCCUAGUCACCGAUGGCAGUGAAAACUCAGGUCCAAAUGUUGCCACUGUCCUACCGGAUAUCGUCCGAGCCUCGGUUGUAGUCCAUUCUGUCGCCCUCAGCGUUGCUGCCGAUGCGGUCCUGGCCAAUUUAUCAGCUGCCACAGGAGGGCUGUAUAGUUUCUACUCCGAGGAAGAGAAUUCCACUGCACUGGACUCGGCGGCCGUCAGACUGCUUCCCGAUGUGUCAGUGUGUGACGAGACAGAGACGAUUGAGCUAUUCAGGAAGGGCCUGGCUUUGACAUCGUCCAUGCCUUACUUCACUGAUAGUGUCCAGAUUGAUUCCACCGUUGGUAACGACACUUUCUUCACCUUCACUCUGCCUCCUAACAGCGAUAUCACGGUGAAUGUGAGUGACCCAGCUGGAGUAACCUAUGACCGGAGCUCGGCGGAGUACAGUACAGACACUGUUUUAAAUAUUGUUCGGCUGAGAUUCCCCUUGGCUAAGCCAGGGCGAUGGACAUUCACUGUUCACAGUAGAUCUCUUGUUUCUGGGUCUGAUCCGAAUUCUGUGAUAGUCGUUGUGAGGUCCUUACCGAUGGUGAACCGUAGUCCAUACGAGAUCGAAACGUGGUUGGACACGACGACAGUAAACGUCGCUGUUAGCUUCCCCGUCGUUUACACAUACGUCCACAUCGGCUACAGCCCCAUCAUCAACGCUUCUGUGAUAGUGACUGUUGACAGGUCUCCACAACCAAGUGUUACCCUUACUCUGAAAGAUAAUGGGGAUGUCGUCGAUACACGAGCAAAUGACGGUGUUUACUCGGCGAGCUUUCUUGAAUUUACGAGGAACCGGCGGUACUCCUUGCAGACCAGUGUGUCCUCCAUAGAAAACCAGACAGUUGUCAUGGUGUCCGGGAACUCAGGAAGUGAAGCUUAUUCCAUCUUUCAGAAUACGUCACGGCCUGUAAGGAUGGAGCCUGCUGAAGUGUUCACAAGAACUGCGUCGCCAGGAGCUUUGGACGUCACGGGUUAUGAUCGCGAUGUGGACAUGUUUGCCCCCAAUGACAUAUCUGACCUUGGGGUAGUAUCCUCGGACUCGGAAGCCUUCACAGUGACGUUAAACUGGACUGCGCCAGGAGAUGACCUUGAUAAAGGAACGGCCGACAGAUACGAGCUUCGAGUUGGCAGCAGUCUCAAGACGCUGAGUCAGAACUUCAGCACAGCACAACUAAUUGAGGAGGAAGAUCUCCACAACAGCUCCCUGACUCCCAGCUCUGCUGGCUCCGAGCAGCGCGUGGUUAUUAAUGUACCCAGAGACUGGCCGUACAGUGCCUACGCCUUCGGAGUCAUUGCCAUUGACGAUGCAAAUCUGACGUCGCGUGUAUCAAAUCUGCAAAGUGUGACCUUCAAAUACAUAAGGGUUCAAGGGGAGCCGAAAGACACGACGCCUCCAGGAAGGAUCACAGAUCUAAAGUUGUUGCACUGUGACUCAGUCAACGAGACCUUCACCUUAUCCUGGACGGCCCCUGGUGACGAUGAAUACAACGGCACAGUCAGCCGUUAUGAGAUGCUAGUUGGAGAAACCAUAUUCGACAUGAAGACAAACUACAGCAACAGGCGUCUUGUCACAAGAGAUGAAAUGACCAACGGUUCUAUUCUUCCGCUUCCCGCUGGGAAAGAGCAACGUAUGGCUGUCAGCUUGAGCAGAAAUGAGUCACGAGAAAUAUUCGUUUUUGCAGUACAAUCGUACGACAAAGAAAACCUUCCGUCAGAAUUAUCAAACUUUGUCCGGGUCAGCCUGACCGAACAAACAUGUAGCAUUGCACUGAAAGUGGUUGAAGAGGAGGAAGAGGAAGAGGAAGAGGAAGAUUUAAGCUGGAUUGGACUUGCUGGAGGCUUGGCUGCAGCAGGGGUUAUUGUAUUUGUAGGAAUCAUCAUGUUUGUGGCCAUCAGAUGGAAAAUAAUCCGCCAGAAACAUGUCACAUAAUCAUGCAGGUGGAACAGUCAGAAUUAUAUCUUCCCUGUGAAGAAUACAGGAAAUUAGAGCUCUUUUGAGAUGAAAUUAUUCCCUUAUUCCCUGUCUGUCAUAUUCAAACUAUAGGCUUAAAUAUGCGUCUUAAUCAAGUAUAAUGGUGAAUAUAUUCUCAGUCUGCACUGGACACUGCACGUCUUCAAGCUGUGCAUAUAUAGAAGCAGUUCGUCUGUUAUCAUUUGGUGGUCAACACGUACAUAAUUUUGUUUAUAUUCCAUUUCAUAUUAUAUAUUAUGUGUACCUGAUGGUCUUCGAAAAUAGCCAUGCUAUUUUCAGUCAUUUGAUAUUGCUUUCAAUCAUUACAUACAUGUACGACUUUGUCUGGUCUACAGGGGUGGAAAUUACAGGUCUUAUGUGCUGGAUAUGAAAUCCCUGCUACACUAGACACGAAGAAGGAUCAUACAUUAUUGAAGCAACCAUUGUCUGAACAGUUUCUGUGGUCGACCCUAUAGGCACCCUCACUCAUGCCAUCAGCCAGUAUCAAUCCUCCAAAGUGUGUCUGUUAAGGGUUUCGUCUCUGUUCAAAGAAGCCUACUUUUGAUGCUUUUACAAUUGUUUUUGAAACCUUUUGUGAAUAAAUAUCACAAACAUUA
This is a messenger RNA of Haliotis rufescens (red abalone), 3880 nucleotides long. Its product is annotated as calcium-activated chloride channel regulator 1-like. NCBI's taxonomy places the organism in Eukaryota, Metazoa, Mollusca, Gastropoda, Lepetellida, Haliotidae. The transcript is spliced from 15 exons. The record is from RefSeq and is a predicted model, not a curated record. Bases 30 to 3242 code for a protein of 1070 amino acids.